AUGGAACUCCCGAAAUUGUUGCUCGUUUUUGAAUACCUCCUCUUGUCAUCCACGCCAGGUGUUGUCAUGUGUCUUGCUCCCGGCUGCGGAUCGGGUCAAAUCCAUCCCGAUAAUCACAAGGAGAACCCAGUCAUGAAUUGCAACUUGUGCGGCUUCAAGACCUGUGCUCUUCACAAGCUUCCAUGGCACGAAGGAUUCUCUUGCGAGGAGUUCGACUGUGAUGAAUCCCAGAUUGAGCGUCUCGAGGCUGACGAAGCUACUGCUAAGCUACUCUCGAAAAAUUCCAAGGUCUGUCCAGCUUGCAACCAGGGUGUUACGAAGACAGAUGGUUGUGAUCACUUACAAUGCCGCUGCGGUCAAGAAUGGUGUUUCGUGUGCCUCGCAUCCUGGGAAAACAUCAUGCGCAUCGGCGAAACAGCCCAUGCCCGUCACUGCACCUACCACCCAGACAAAGUCAGUCUUCGCUCUGACCAGAUAGAAGCAAGCAUCCGCAAUAUGGCCGAACGCGUCCACGGGGGACCUGUCAGCGAGGCUCUGGCCAAUGCUCGAGUCGCACAUAAUGCGAAGCGUCGAGAGGGUAUGAGACCUUUGACUGCGGGGGCAGCAGAAAAAAGAGCUAGAGAAAUGAAGGAGGAAGCUGAUGCUAAGGCUAAGACGAAAGGAAGUUCUGGUGAAAUGCCUACGCCUCGUGCGGAGAAGCCGAAGUUGAUUGCACCUUGGAAGGAGAAGUGA
This is a messenger RNA of Cadophora gregata, 732 nucleotides long. RefSeq lists its product as uncharacterized. The record is from RefSeq and is a predicted model, not a curated record. The transcript is spliced from 3 exons. Gene Ontology annotation, molecular function: ubiquitin conjugating enzyme binding; zinc ion binding; ubiquitin protein ligase activity. Lineage: Eukaryota; Fungi; Ascomycota; Leotiomycetes; Helotiales; Ploettnerulaceae. Gene Ontology annotation, cellular component: ubiquitin ligase complex; cytoplasm. Gene Ontology annotation, biological process: ubiquitin-dependent protein catabolic process; protein polyubiquitination; positive regulation of proteasomal ubiquitin-dependent protein catabolic process. The coding region runs from base 1 to 732 and encodes 243 amino acids.